AUGACGCCACUGGAGGCUCACAGGAUGGUGGGGGGGUUGGGCGGACAAGGGUGCCCGGUAGGUUCAAGUCCCGAGCCCGAGAAACUGCCAGCCAAUGACAUUCAAGGCUUGCACGUGCAAGUCUUCGUCUACACACCGGCCCCAAAAGCAAGGCGCGCAACAACAGCGUGGACAAGGCAGGCAGGCGUCAACAGCGUGGACAAGGCAGGCAGGCGUCAACAGCGUGGACAAGGCAGGCACGCGUCAACAGCGUGGACAAGGCAGGCAGGCGUCAACAGCGUGGACAAGGCAGGCACGCGUCAACAGCGUGGACAAGGCAGGCAGGCGUCAACAGCGUGGACAAGGCAGGCAGGCGUCAACAGCGUGGACAAGGCAGGCAGGCGUCAACAGCGUGGACAAGGCAGGCAGGCGUCAACAGCGUGGACAAGGCAGGCAGGCGUCAACAGCGUGGACAAGGCAGGCAGGCGUCAACAGCGUGGACAAGGCAGGCACGCGUCAACAGCGUGGACAAGGCAGGCACGCGUCAACAGCGUGGACAAGGCAGGCACGCGUCGACUCUCGUCCUUGCUCUGCUCGUCGAGACCAACUGCCUCGCUCUUCUUCUCCCCCACCUCUUCUUUCCCCUUGUCCUCACUCUGCUGA
Messenger RNA from Plenodomus lingam JN3, 642 nucleotides. RefSeq lists its product as uncharacterized. NCBI's taxonomy places the organism in Eukaryota, Fungi, Ascomycota, Dothideomycetes, Pleosporales, Leptosphaeriaceae. The record is from RefSeq and is a predicted model, not a curated record.